Messenger RNA from Brassica napus (rape), 2064 nucleotides. Its product is annotated as homeobox protein ATH1. NCBI's taxonomy places the organism in Eukaryota, Viridiplantae, Streptophyta, Magnoliopsida, Brassicales, Brassicaceae. Gene Ontology annotation, molecular function: DNA-binding transcription factor activity, RNA polymerase II-specific; RNA polymerase II cis-regulatory region sequence-specific DNA binding. The record is from RefSeq and is a predicted model, not a curated record. The transcript is spliced from 6 exons. Gene Ontology annotation, biological process: regulation of transcription by RNA polymerase II. Bases 595 to 1941 code for a protein of 448 amino acids.
CCUUCUUCAUGUCUUUGGAUUUGGUUUUAAGUUUCAACCAUAUAUUUCUUGAGAUACAUUACUUUAUAUUAUCAACAUGUCUAAUAAGUAAAUUAUAUAAGAUUUGAUUUUUUUCUUGUUUAUCUUUUUCAUUGCUUUGUGUCAGAAAAUCUAAAUAAAUAUAUGAAAUGGAUUUCAUUACAUAAACAGAGGGAGCUCCGUACAUGAUCUGGCCCUCCUUCUUUUCCACAUCUCUGUCUCUUGAGCUAAUUUGUUUUUUUUUUUUUUUUUUGCAUGAGAGAUAGUUUAUUUAUUAUUUAAUAAUGCUGCCUAUAUGUUGGUCUACUGCUUUGAUCUUUUAGUGAGGCAAGUGAUGAAGUAGAUACAGGGUUUUUAUCAUGAAAAUGUAUAAAAGAACAUAAAUUGAGAAGCUGAGGAGUGAAAGGUACAGUGUUCUUUCACAGAGAAAGAAGAGAAACAUACACUUUCUUCUUCUUCAUUCUUAACACACAUUUUGGAAAAUUUUGAUGUAAGAGUUCUGUUUGCAACGGUUUGUUAUCUGAGAUCUUCCCAGAGGUUCUAUCAAAAGAAGGAUAAAGUUUCAUUUCAAACCCAAUGGACAACGACAACACUUUUAGUUCUAUGGAUAAUGUCAUGACUAACCAAAACAAUCUUCUCAUGGAUUUGAUACCUUCAAGAGAUGAUUCCACUUCUUUUUCAACAAUGCUUCCAUGGAAUUCCAUGAGACCAGAUCCUCUACAAAUGGGUGGAUAUGAUAUUUUCAAUUCUUUUCUCACUAACAGGUACUUAUCAUCUACUUCAAGCUCUAUCAAUGUUCAAGAAACCCGCCAUAUCGAAAGCUUUGAGGUCAUGGCUCCUCCUCUUCCUCCACUUCAUCAUUUGGAUCAUUUAAGACCAUACGAUGAUUACUCAAACAACAUGUGGAGUCCUGGAGAAAAUAGUGGAUUUCAUCCAUAUUCAUGUGCACAAGGUGUUGUUGGUCCUAGUGAACCAAUAACAUCUACAUUUGCUGAAGAAGAUGCUUCUGAUGAGUGCUCAGAGAUAAGUCCUUAUGCUGCUACUAAAAUGACCUCAGAGCAAGCUUCUUCCAGCAGCAAAGACAUUUAUAAUAACGUCUCUCAUGUUAUAUUUGGCUCAAAGUAUCUUCACUCUGUUCAAGAAAUACUAUCUCAAUUCGCUACAUACUCCCUCCACGGCUUAGAGAAUAAUCCUCAAUGCUAUAUUUCAUCUCGAGGAACUGAGUCGGUGGCUUCUGAUUCAGCAUUUACUUCACGUUUUGAGAUUCGAAACGAGUUUCUUGAAGGAGGUUUUGAUCAAAGACGAGCACUAGAAGCAAAGAGAACCCAGCUCUUGGAUCUACUUCAAAUGGUGGAUGAUAGAUAUAGUCAUUGCGUUGACGAGAUUCAUACAGUUGUAUCAGCUUUCCAUGCAGCAACCGAGUUAGACCCGCAGCUACACACCCGGUUUGCACUCCAAACCAUCUCGUUCCUAUACAAGAACCUGAGGGAGAGAAUCAGCAAGAAGAUACUUAUGAUGGGAUCAGUUUUAGAGAGAGGCAAAGAGAAGUCUCAAGAAAACUCAAUCAUCCACCAGCAUUGCCUUCUUCAGCAGCUGAAGCAUAAGAACCAUCAGAUAUGGAGACCGCAACGAGGCUUGCCUGAGAAAUCAGUCUCGGUUCUAAGGACUUGGAUGUUCCAAAACUUUCUUCACCCUUACCCAACGGAUUCAGAGAAACAUCUUCUUGCUAUACGAAGUGGAUUGACAAGAAGUCAGGUAUCAAACUGGUUUAUAAAUGCGCGGGUUAGGCUAUGGAAGCCCAUGAUAGAAGAGAUGUACGCAGAAAUGAACAAGAGGAAGCUGAACAACACUCAACUUCAAGGCAAUGGAGGAAGUCGUAGGAUACCAAAGUCCAUAAUGAUGACCCAAGAAAGGAACAAAUAGGAUAAUGAUUAUGUGGUAACUUGUAACGCAAUCGCUACUAUAAUUAUCAGACAAACUAAGUAUUAUGAUUGCUUAUGUUAUAAUUGUAUAUACAACUUCUCUUUUAUCUCAACUAUUUCAUAA